AUGCCAACAUUGACACAUCUAAUUUUCUCUCUCUCUUUUUGGGAUGUCUCAAUUCUAUUCGGUACCCUUUUAAUACUUUACAUUACUAGAUUCUAUUACUUAUAUUUUACCCGCGAAACUCCAUUCCCUGGUCCAAUUCCACUGCCCUUAAUUGGCAAUGUCGUUCAAAUAAUUCUUAGUGGCGACUUUAACAAGUGGGUCUUGGAAACCCAAGCUAAAUAUGGUGACAUAUGGGAAGUGUAUAUCGGCAGCGAAAGACAACUUUGGCUGGCCCGAGCCGACUUGGUCGAAAAUAUAUUGACCGCAUCAAAAAACAACAAGUAUUUUAUCAGAAACCUUCCCAACAGCGGAAUUGAUGAAAUAGGACUAUCAUCUAAUGGAAUCGCAUUUAAUAGAAAUAAAGAACGAUGGCACUUUUAUAGAAAAAUGUUCGCUCAGACGCUUACUACAAUAAAGUUUUCUAGGCAAGCCACAGAAUGGGUUCAGCAGGCCUUUGCCAAUAUGGAAGGAUAUUUUAUGGAGUUGGGCUUCGACAAGAAAGAGUUCAAUUUUGCUGAUUGGAUGCCUCGAUUUACCGCAGACAUGACAUUCCUUAUAGCAAUGGACCAGCACGCUUGCACGAUGGCUUCAUUAUAUAACUCUUAUAAUCCAUCCAAACCAGCUCCAUAUCCUCCAGAAGUGGUCAAGGAAGCGGAUAAAUUCAUUACCGCAUUACAAAAAUUUACCAGCACCAUAAAAUACUUUAUCCUCACACCUGAAAUAAUUCGCACCAAAACCCCUACUGGACGUAGUCAGUCAAAAGAACACAUGGACAAUCUAAACUGGCUUCAUGAAUUCGUGAUGAAAAUUAUCCAAAAAAAAAGAGAAGACAUUAGAAAGAUUCAGGAUAAGAAUCAAUUGAAAUCCGAUUUCUUGACAUUGAUGAUUACAGUAAAUACACCAAAGGAUAUGACACAGAAGCGGGUGGACGGUACCAUCGAAGAGCCAAUGACAGACGAAGAUAUUAAAGCUAGUAUGAUAGAAAUGCUGGGUGGUGGUAUUGAUACGACGGCAAAUUUGACUUGCUUCAUAGUCUACCUUGUAAUCAAGCACCCAGAAGUCAAAGCACGUCUCCGACAAGAACUUGACACGGUCUUCGGAACGGAUCUUUCUUGUCCAAUCACAUAUGACGAUUUGAGUAAAUUGGUAUAUACUGACGCUGUCAUUAAGGAAACUGGUCGACUCAUGCCUGUCACUUCUAUAAAUCUCCGUGUGGCCGAAGAAGAUGAUGUAAUCGGUGGAUAUUCCAUCAAGAAAGGUCAGCAAAUAGUAAUUUCCACCCUUGGAAUUCAACACAGCGCCAAACACUGGUCUAAUCCAAAGGAAUUCAAUCCUGACCGCUUUUUGGAACCCAACAGCCAUAACAUUGAUAGAUACUCGCUUGAAAUGUUUGGAGGUGGUGUGCGCAUAUGUCCCGGAAGGCAGUUGGCCAUGACAGAACUGAAAACCAUUGUUGCUUUGAUAUUCCGUAAAUAUGAUCCCGAAUUGGCCACACCCGAUACUGUGCCAAAAUACAAAUGCGAAUCUGUGAAUCAAUGCUAUGAACUGAUGUUGAGGUUUAAGCCGAGAAAGAUGGAAUGA
This is a messenger RNA of Paraglomus occultum, 1620 nucleotides long. NCBI's taxonomy places the organism in Eukaryota, Fungi, Glomeromycota, Glomeromycetes, Paraglomerales, Paraglomeraceae. The record is from the annotation of a GenBank genome assembly.